Molecule: messenger RNA, 1464 nt
Organism: Gymnodraco acuticeps
Lineage: Eukaryota; Metazoa; Chordata; Actinopteri; Perciformes; Bathydraconidae
Product: protein GPR108
Exons: 4
Coding region: 440-925 (161 amino acids)
Source: RefSeq, a predicted model, not a curated record
ACUGUAUGCAUGAUACAAUAACACACGGUUAAGGGUUGUGCACCAACAUGUAUUUAUAAAUCAAGUACACAAAUGUUUCUUGAACAUAUUUAUAAUGUGUCAUAAACAUACUUAUACUCACGUUAUCGUGAAAUCAAGUGAACCGGAAGUGACGCGUCUGUCUCUCUUCGCUGUUGUGUUUCUGCUCCAGGAAGCUGUUACGUUCCGCCAUGAAACCACAAAAGAACCGGAAAACAGAGCGUAAAGGUUUAUAAUCCGACCAUAAAACCACGUUAUUAAAGAGCCCACAGUGUAUUUAAGGAUUAGCACUGCGUGUAGCCUCGUAAAGUGUUAGCACUGUGAGCUGUUUAUCUGAAGGAGUGUGGCUAGCGUUAGCAGCUAACGGCUAACGGCUGUAGCUGGAGGUAGAAUAAAGAUAUAUAUAUUAAUAAAGAUAUAUAUGAAUAAAGAGAUGGCGCACAUAAGGGUCUGUUGUUCCGGGGGGAUUCUGCUCCUCCUGCUGCUGUUCGGAUCUGAAGCCAGGAUCCACAAACUCACCCUGAAUAAUGAAACCCGGUCCUCCGUCGAUCUCAACAACUUUGGUUUCUACGCCAACGGGACUCUGGACGUGAAGCUGGUGUCUCUGCGUCUGCCUGAAAUCAACUACACCAUGUACCCGCUCGGGUUCACCCUCUCCAGGUCCAGAGUCAACGGAGUCUUAUCCUACACACAGGCGGAGGAGACGGACACGUGUCCACUCACUGUCCCGCAGACCACCAACAGCGAGCCUCUCCUCCUGUUCCUCAUCGACAUCAACAAGCUAAGGUGUGUGUGUGUUUGUGUGGAUUACAACCUCUUAAGCCCCACGGACCCGCCGAAGGGUCCAAACCCUCAUCAUCUGCAAGCAACAGCGUCUGAGGGUUUCUUAAGAUUUAAUAAACUAUGAAUGUUUCAUAUCAUGUAACGGGAAGAAACUUUGCUAACUGAUGAUUAUUUUUUUUAGCAAAAAAACACACAAAGCCAACGCCGAGCCUCUGAAUUAGCCCUGUGCGAAAAAAUCUCAAGGUCUUUAGCACAGAACUCUAGCUAUACCGAUCGAUAUACUUAUUGGAUAUGCACAAACAAGCUUAGCUAACAUCCUGAGAGUCCACAGAUUAUAGAAACAUAAGGAUCAUCACUGAGCGAUCAGAACUCGCGACAGGGGAAGCAAAUACAGACGACACACGAGUAGCUUUAGGUAGCAAAACACGGAGAUAUGCUCACCUUAGCUGUUACUCUGAUCAAAAGUCGUGUUCAAUGGCAUUCAAACGAGAAAAAACGUGGCUGAAGGUUAAGCCAUAGGUUAUAGCAAUGUGUCUGUCACUUUGAACAAAUUAUUGAUAAUCCAUAAUUCCAUUUUUAUGCAAAAAUCGGAGAAGAAAAAUUAGCUGCUAAUGGUAGCCACCAGAGGUUAGCGCAGCUUCCGGUUUUUCUACGCGUCUCUCU